Messenger RNA from Blepharisma stoltei, 1727 nucleotides. NCBI's taxonomy places the organism in Eukaryota, Ciliophora, Heterotrichea, Heterotrichida, Blepharismidae. The record is from the annotation of a GenBank genome assembly.
AUGAUCACUGAUAGUAAAGAGUUUUCAACUUUCCUUGAAAAUUUAAAAGGCAAAAGUUCAGCAGAAAUAGGCCUCUUUAUAGGCUACACCAAUUUAGAAAAAUCAUACAUUUAUAUGCAAGCAAAUGCUCCUACCAUAGAAAUCUCACACAAAUAAAAUGGCGACGACACUGACCCAUCCUCUCCCGGAACUGAGGCGAGAUUGGGGACCUUGCUGCGGCCUGAAGCCAAUCCGCCCAGGGAAAGGUCUGGAAUGGGUACUGGCGGCUAGGUUUCCCUCCCAGCCCAGCAACGACGAUCCUAGGUCGUCACGAUAGGACACGGGGCAAAAAAGGUUUUUCCUCUAGGAACUGCUAGUGCCAAUUUGGAGGCAUGGCAGGAGCCGACAAGAGCUAAGGAGUUAAUCCUUAGCUCUAAACCUAGUCUGGCGACGUGAAGCACGGUGACCCAGUCCGCCUACUUCCGGGAUAGCAUGACCAAGCCCCAUGACCGGAAGGAGCUGAGUGGUAGCCUGUGACACUUAGGUGCACACUGGGAGCAGGGCAAGGAAAGCAAGCGAGGCGUCCAAAAGGCGGAAGAAAAGGAUCUUCGGUCCUGGCCGGGAGCUACUUUAUAAAUUUAACUAAGACUAAGACCAUAGAAAUCUCAUCCCAUAAGAAUAUCUCCCCACUGUUGUCAUGCCCACUGACAGUGCCAGAAACGACAUAUGCAGACUGAAUAUUAGAAUAUGCCAAGCAGCUUUCAAGGGUUCUGCCUGGAGGGCUUGAGAUUUUGGGUAUUUUCCUGGUAUCUGAAGAUGACAUCAGCUUAGAGAGUUUCCUUGGAUUUCCUGAAGGCUUGUUAAACCUAUUGGUUGACCUUAAUUCUGAAGUCUUAGAAAAGGACAGCUUGAUUGUUUUUCACUUCGCAAUCCAAAGCCAAAAAACCACUGCAAAGAUAAUCGACUUGAAAAAUAAAAUUAUCAGCUCACCUGAACUAAAGCUAGCAACAGUCCCAAAGCUUGAAGAAGUCAGAUGCUUUAUAAAAACGUCCUUAGAAGCAGCUGAAGAAGAAAAUUCUCAUAUCAUUAUCCAGCAAAUUAUAAGAGAAUGAGGCAACCAAUUGAAAAAUAAUGUUUUUUCAAUAGAUGGCCAAACUAAAGCAGAUAUUGCUAUAGGAAGUUUAAAAACAGUAAAAAAUAUAUAGGAAAAAAAUUACCAUGUAGCUGAAAUCUACUCAUCGGCCCCAGGAUUUUGUACAAAUUCUAAUGCUCCUAGAAUUAGGGUCCAGGGUUAUAUAGAAAGCAGGGUACUAGUUCAUCCUAAAAGCACGAUAAAAGAAGCUAGAGAAGUUGUCAUUAAGGAUUUAUUAUUUUCAUUGAAAAAUAGGUUUGAAAUAAUUUCUGAAGAAAUACCAUUACAAGAAAAUCCAUUUUUAAAUACUCCAGUGAAGUUUGUAAGCCAGCUGCCUAGAAGAGCAUUUUUUAAUUUAAAUAACGGCUGCAUUCUGAGUAGCUAUGGCACAACUUCACAAGAUAAAGAUUUUAUUCAAGCUUAUGCGACUGCAAUUUCAUCAGCAAAAUUAAGCUAUACAGAAUCAAGGGAAUUUCACUUAAAAGUUGACUCGCCGCUGGAGAUAGAGAAGGCGGAAGAAAAAAAAGACCAAAUAGAAAAUAUGAGAUUUAUGAUCAUUUUAGCCGUUAUUUUUGCAGUGCUGUUGGUAUCGUUCUUAAUAAAAGCAUAUAGAUAA